Daphnia magna is the source of this 1153-nucleotide messenger RNA. RefSeq names its product mitochondrial mRNA pseudouridine synthase RPUSD3. The transcript has 3 exons. Bases 74 to 1153 code for a protein of 359 amino acids. Gene Ontology annotation, biological process: pseudouridine synthesis. Gene Ontology annotation, molecular function: pseudouridine synthase activity; RNA binding. Lineage: Eukaryota; Metazoa; Arthropoda; Branchiopoda; Diplostraca; Daphniidae. The record is from RefSeq and is a predicted model, not a curated record.
AUGAAUGCUGCCAUUGCUGAAGUGGGUCGUCUGCUAGCUUGUUUAUUUUCCGUUGUGUGCACCGUGCAGGAAGAUGCCAACCAUGCCGUUUUUCCCAAGGUUUUACAGUGUUUUGCCGAAAAGCAACCGAUUUGAUUACCUAUUAAUGAAAAACAACAGACGCAAAGCACGCAAAAACAAUUUGUCUGAAGAAGUUAAUCGUAUGAAAUCCAAACCGGUUCAUCCCAUUCGCGAUAUCUAUCCGUGGAAAAACAAACAGCAGUUUGUAGAUCAUUUGGCGGAGAACGUGAUUUAUAACAAAGAUGGACUGAUAGCAAUUAAUAAGCCAUAUGGAGUUCCAUUGUUGAAAGAUGGUUUAAUAAAAGGCCCAAAUGAAAUGAUGUUUUCCAUAGAAGAGGCUUUAACUCCUUUGGCAUCUCUGCUAAAUGUUGAAAAACUCUUGCCAGCUAAAAUGGUUGAAAAAUUUGCCAGUGGAGUUUCGCUGUUUGCUAGUCAGGAGAAAAUGGUCGACAAAAUACGACAAAGCUAUAUCACCAACAAAGCAAAGAAGAUCCAUACAUUCAAGUACCUUGCUGUCACCAUUGGAGAACCCAAGCCAUCAUCUUCAAGGGGUACUGUUGGCAUGGGCUUCUUUGAGCACCAGGGUAUUGAAGGAAAAUUGCUUGCAAUCAUGAAAGAUUACAGCAACAGAAAGGUCGCCGAUGGGUUAGUACGCGAAUUCCGAGUCAACUACAAAACCUUGUCUCGCGGAGAUGAACCUUGCAGCCUAGUAGAAAUCGACGUCUCGUCCGCCAAGAAGCAUUUUUUACGUGUCUAUUUGGCUCACUUGUUCUCACCUAUCCUGGGCGACCAUAUCUUUGGCAACCGCGUUCAAGAAAUUAUGGGCAAGCGUUUAGCCAUUAGUCCCCUCCAAGCUGAUAAUUUGUCAAUUUUUCAGAAAAUACCGGCUGGAAUUUUAACUCGACUCAAAGUAACUGAAAGUUGUAUAGUACCCAACUGCCUUCACCUUAGUCAGAUGACUCUAGCAAAAUUCGCCAGUCAAGAUUCCGAUUUGGUGCUUAAAGCUGACCCUCCUCCAUGUUUUCAGUACAUCUGUCAGACGUUUGGUUUAGAUCUGCCGACCGACGAGUCGGUUGUAUUGACACGUGAAUAA